Molecule: messenger RNA, 1927 nt
Organism: Stegastes partitus (bicolor damselfish)
Lineage: Eukaryota; Metazoa; Chordata; Actinopteri; Pomacentridae
Product: sperm acrosome membrane-associated protein 4-like
Exons: 3
Coding region: 147-539 (130 amino acids)
Biological process (GO): sperm-egg recognition
Cellular component (GO): membrane
Source: RefSeq, a predicted model, not a curated record
AAGAUUAUAAAUGCAGCCAUGGCGGAAAAGUUUGUCGUCUGAUCGAGAUUAUAACGGUCCUCUAAAGCACACAGCUUCUUCUCCAUUAAGUGCAAUCUGUCGCCUGAUUUUUUGGGGGUUUUUUGGUCUUUUUUCUUAUUACCAAGAUGAACAGAAUUAUCCUCCAGCUUAUCGCAGUCGGAAUCUGCUUUGCAAUCGGUCAAGCUCUUCAGUGCUACAAAUGCGACAUCGGCAUAGGGGACAUCUGCUUAACUUCUAAAACCACAUGUGGCAGCGGGGAACACUGCUUCAAUGGUGUCGGGAAAGCAGCCGGCUUUUUGGAUAUCAAGAUGAAGGGCUGUCUAAAAGAGGCUGAAUGCAACAAGACCGAACAGGUGAACUUCCCCUCCAGCGGAAACACCACCGUCUACGCCAUGACCAAGACGUGCUGCGACACCGACCUGUGCAACGCCGCCCCUGGCCUGCCUGGGACCCCCGGCCUGAGCCUGGCCUUCGCGGCCAUCUCUGCUGUGCUCAUGGCCAACUUUGUGGUUUACUAGAAACGGAUGAUGAAUGACCCACAGUGCAUAAACACACAUAAAACACACACUCUACACAUUUUACACACACAAGCGCUGCAAGGAUUACAUUAAAUACUCUCCUCAGACACGAGCUGUGCAGUUUUGUAACCUCACAGCUUUUUUUGUUGGGUUUUUUUUUUUUUCAAAAACUUCAAUCUGUCUUUGAAGUGUAUUGUAUCAUUGGUUUUACACAAGUGUUUGUAUCAGUUAAAACUUAGUUCCCUCUUGUGUUUUUGUAUUUUUUUUUUUUACACACACCAGCCCUCAUUUCAGUGUAAAAGGUAAUGCUGACAGAUGAAUUAACAAUGAGUGUCUAACACUAGCAUUCAGAUGAUGUCAGCGCAGCUCUUUGGGCGUCAGUAGCUGAAUCACAUGUUUGGUAUUUUCAUGUUGUAGGCUAGCUGAAGUCGUUACACCAAAAAGGAAUAGUUUGGCAAUUUGGACAAUGUCGCCAACAGUUAGAUUGGAAGAUUGUUACCAUCCACAAAUUUGUACAUUACAGAUAAAGUUGCAGCCAGUUAGCUUAACAUUCAUAUUGAAAACAAGGGGAUACAGUCAGCCUGGCUCUGCAGAAAGGUGGGAAAAAAGCACAUUUAAAGCUCAUCAGUAACAUGUUAUUGGUUCUAUCUCAAUGUAAGGACAAUAAGUUGUGUUUUUCAGAAAUGCAUAACUUCAUGUUGGAGCUUUAAGAUGGAGCCAGGCUACAUAUUUCUUUUUGUUUUCAUAAGCUAACCCCCAGAUUGUCAAACUAUUCUUUUAAUUUAUUUGCUUUGAUCCACUGCACUAUCAUGUUAGAGUCCUAAUACUCAAAAACCUGUAUAGUUAUUAAAGCUUUCUGCAAACAUUUCUGCUUCCAUCCAUUUCACGAUGCAACAUGUGUUCACUUUGUUUGGAUGAAGCUAAUGUAAUGUACAUUUUUCCUCAAGGUUGUGUCUGUAAAAGCAUUUCUUUUUGUUUUUUCACCAUUUCACAGCCAGCUACAUCAUUUCUGCAUUUUUUUUCAUAUUGAUGUUAAAUCUACUGUCUGUAUUACUCAUAAGCUGUGGGCUGAAAGCUUUUGUUUAUCUUGCUAUUUUUGAAUAGAACGUGUGCAUCUGUACAUCAUAUACGGGGUUAACCAGAUUAAGUAGAUUGCACUGUAACUGAGAUUGCAGCGAUUUGAAAUAUAUCAGUGCUGAUCUUUAAAUAUUCUCUAUUUGAACACAUAGACGAAUCACUGUUUAAACUGGCACUUAUGUCAUUAUUUAAAACAAAAACAACAACAACAAAAAACAAACAGCCUAUCUGAAUAUUUUUGUGAAAUUUGGUUGUGCAGAAAAUUUGAAGGAUGACAAAAUAAAUUUCAAACUGUGGGGGAAAAAAACAAA